Messenger RNA from Aspergillus alliaceus, 2650 nucleotides. It is a transcript of the gene cdcA, whose product is annotated as phosphoprotein phosphatase CDC14. The coding region runs from base 353 to 2182 and encodes 609 amino acids. The transcript has 3 exons. Gene Ontology annotation, cellular component: mitotic spindle; centrosome; spindle pole. The record is from RefSeq and is a predicted model, not a curated record. Gene Ontology annotation, molecular function: protein serine/threonine phosphatase activity; protein tyrosine/serine/threonine phosphatase activity. Lineage: Eukaryota; Fungi; Ascomycota; Eurotiomycetes; Eurotiales; Aspergillaceae. Gene Ontology annotation, biological process: microtubule cytoskeleton organization; protein dephosphorylation; regulation of exit from mitosis.
UUUUCCUCCUCUUUCAGCUUCGUCCUCCCCACUCCUUCUCUUCCUCUCCUCCUUUAAGGGUUCCUCGAUCUAUCGGUUCUUACUCAGGCCUCAUUGCCUGUAUCCUUAUUGUAUCCACAGUCCGUGGAUUAUCAAUAUCCUUGUCUGUUUGGAGUGGUAAGAGCUCGGAUCAUGAUUGUUUAGGUCCAAUCUCUUGUUUUGAUAUAUCUACACUGUUGACUUCGCCACUGGCUAUCUUGCAAUAGCGGGUCUAUUCCUUCCCAAAUACAUCCGUCAUACUUGCUUCUCGCCCCUGAUCGAUUGUUUUUAUUGUGUUGCCCGUUUGUUUUGGUAACACAUCGUUGCAUACAAAAUGGCCGGAAACAUUGGUGGUUAUGGCCAGAUCAUUGAGUAUAUUCAAGAUCGUCUUUACUUGGCCUCUUAUGACGACGCACCAGAUGCGAGAACUCCAUUCCCAUAUCCUCAUGAGCAACCCAAGUCUCCAAGCAAGCGCUCAGCACGGGCUCAGCCGGACACCCCCAGUAGCAAAAGGCGAAUCCCCGUGUACUUCACGGUGGAUGAUACCCUGCUAUACAACUCUUUCCAUGCAGACUUCGGCCCUCUCCACAUAGGCCACCUGUACCGCUUUGCCGUUCAUUUCCAUGAGAUCCUCGGCGAUCCUGCAAACAGCGACCGUCCGGUCGUGUUCUACUCUAAGCCUGACGCCCGGAGUCGUGCCAAUGCGGCAUGUCUCGUCGCUUGCUACAUGGUGCUCAUCCAGUCCUGGCCACCUCAUUUGGCGCUGGCCCCAAUUGCGCAAGCCGACCCUCCUUAUAUGCCUUUUCGAGAUGCCGGGUACAGUCAAGCAGAUUUCACCCUGAAUAUUCAAGAUGUGGUGUAUGGAGUAUGGAAGGCCAAAGAGCAGUCACUGUGUGGAUUAAGAGAGUUCAGUCUUGAGGAAUAUGAGAAAUUCGAACGUGUCGAUAUGGGUGACUUCAACUGGAUAACACCUCAAUUCCUAGCCUUUGCUUCGCCGCAGCACGAACCAAUCGCCCCGAUCCCCGCGAAUACCCCCGAAUAUGCUGCACUACCAUCAACAGUCACACAAGUUAAUGCAUCAAGAUUACCUCUUCCUUUCAAAAAUGUGCUCGCCCAUUUUGCGUCACGAAAUAUCGGACUAGUUGUGCGCUUGAAUUCGGAGUUAUACUCGCCUUCAUACUUUACAGCGUUGGGAAUCACCCAUAUCGACAUGAUAUUUGAAGAUGGCACAUGUCCUCCCCUGCCAUUGGUCCGGCGAUUUAUCAAGAUGGCCCAUGAUAUGAUUGCAAAGAAAAAGGGAAUUGCUGUCCAUUGCAAGGCUGGCCUAGGGAGAACUGGCUGCUUGAUCGGGGCAUAUCUUAUCUAUCGGUACGGGUUCACGGCCAAUGAGAUCAUUGCGUUCAUGAGGUUCAUGCGACCCGGUAUGGUGGUCGGCCCGCAACAGCAUUGGUUACACUUGAACCAAGGCGCAUUCCGGGAAUGGUGGUUUGAGGACAGCAUGAAGGAGAAGCUAGCACAAAUGCAGCCGGCCCCAGUCACACCUGGUCGUCCAUCCGCUAAGCAGCGUGCGAACAACGGCCCAGUCGCUACCCCACCGAAUAACGGGCAUUCCAAGCGUGCCGCAUUAGGAGAAAUCGAUAACAACGAGGCUGGCGGAGCUCAGUAUGAUGACAACCUCCCUGCCCCGACGCCCGGACAGCCCCGCAAAUCCCACAGGAAGGACUCCCGCCAUCACCCAUACGCUCGCACGACAUCCGGCAGCCUUGUAGUCGACAAAGAAGCGAAGGCUAGAGACAAUUCGGCGCACAGGAGCCAACGGCUUAGCAGUGAUAGCAGCGAGAGCGAAGAGGAGGCUCAACUUCGCAUGCUCGCAAAACGGUCCUCGAAAUCUCCGGUGGCAUCGCCAAGCCAGCGGUCUGUUAGCUACUCUGCCACCUUAACUAAGGGCUACACCUUAAAUGAUGACAUUCAUGAGGAUAGGGAGAAUUGGGGAGAUGCUGCAUAUGCUGCACCAAAGACCCCAGUGAGUUCUAAGGCUGGGGUAACCGUUACCAAGGUUCGCACCAGCCCUCGACGUGUUACCGAUAGCCGGAGUGAGACUAGAGGCGGCCGGAAGGCCAGUGGCCGAAUCGGUAGUGCCGGCAGCCCUACUCGUGUGAGAUAGGUCACACUGUAACUCCCGUUUUCUUCUUUAUACCUUCAAGAUAUCCUUUUCUUGUUACAUUUUAUUUGACUCCAUUUACAUUCGUCCCGGUGUUCUUCAUUUUACUGGGACAUAAUAGUGCAUACUGCAUGCGCGUUUAACUAGCCUCUGGCAUAGUCAUUAUCUGUCUUCCGGUCCUCAUGCGUUCUUUACGUCUUUGCUGAUUUCCUGCUCGCGGGUGUCUUGGUUCUCUGGUUUAAAAUCGAUGGGUCUGGGUAUGUGUGUUCUGGCGUACGGGGUUUACUUUUGAGGUUGAUGUUGGAGGAUUUAGAAGUUGGUAUUGAUGUGGGUAUCUUGUGGCUAGCACCAGUGUCUAUACACUCGCAUUGUCCGUUUGCAAGCGUGGACAGAAUACCUUGCAUUGUGUCUCUGUACGUAUAUGACCUACGUCGGCAUGAAACAAUUCGCUAGAUGACGGUUACAACUCCC